UGACCUGUGAGCUCUGGUUUUUGCCAAUUCUUGAUUUUAGCACAGUCAUCAGCCAAUAUUAUUGGUGAGUACUGAACUUCUCUCUCGACCUGAUGGACUCAGUUGAUCACGACUUCUCAGUAGAACUCUAGUCAGCUUCGUCCUGUAGCCAGUCACUAGCGAGCAUCAUGGAUCAUUGAGUCAAGUCUUAGCGGCUGAGUGGUUUACGAGCUUGACUUGUAAUCUGAAGUUACUAGGUCCAAACCUCAGUGGAUGCAUUGCUAUGCUUUAUCAAUCUGCUUAGUACUUGCUUCUCAUUACCAAUGGUUUACGUCGUGCGAACCCAUAGUCUUCUUAGACUACGAUCAUCAUUGUUUAUUAUGUUCGGUGUAUAGUAGCGAUAAUAUGCUUGUAACUCAAUUUAGAUAAAAGUACUGAGAUUUACAAACUGUCCUACAUUUUCACUUAUGGAUAAUUAUAUGUACUCAUUGUUAUUUUUAGAAAAUAAGGUAUUAGACUUAAAUUCAUUAUUCCAACCAUUUAACUAUCAUACUCACACAUUAACAGUCAAUGAAUUUAUUGCAAAUUUUAGCUGUAAUUCAGAAAGAAAAAGAAUUAAAAGCAAUGUUUAAAAGUUUUCAAGAAAGUGGUGAGCCUAAAGGCGAAUUUGAACCAGAUGCAAACAGCACAAUAUUGAGUAAAAUAUGGCAGUUAACCAAUCACUGUUUCCUAACAUUUAAUAACUUGGCUAAACUUUUACAAACCGAUCAUGCACUGAAAUAG
Trichobilharzia regenti is the source of this 762-nucleotide messenger RNA. Lineage: Eukaryota; Metazoa; Platyhelminthes; Trematoda; Strigeidida; Schistosomatidae. The record is from the annotation of a GenBank genome assembly.